This is a messenger RNA of Gossypium raimondii (Peruvian cotton), 481 nucleotides long. Its product is annotated as S-protein homolog 1-like. The record is from RefSeq and is a predicted model, not a curated record. NCBI's taxonomy places the organism in Eukaryota, Viridiplantae, Streptophyta, Magnoliopsida, Malvales, Malvaceae. The coding region runs from base 19 to 423 and encodes 134 amino acids. The transcript has a single exon.
CAAAAAAUAUUAACAAAUAUGAAUCCCGCCCAAAAUGUUGUUACGAAGAAGAUGAUUCUGGUUAGGGCGCUUUGCCUGACUCAGUCACUCAUCACUCACUGGAUCCUGAACAAAUUUCACGUUCACGUCAUCAAUGGGUUCAACCAUGGCGAGAUUCUGGAAGCUCACAGUAGAUCCAAGGACGACGAUCUCGGCGUCCGCCACAUCCCCGCCUACGGCGAGUUCAAUUGGACGUUUCGCACUGAUUUCUUCUCACGGACCAAGUUCAGCUGCCACAUGUGGUGGACCGGCGGCGAAAAGUACCUUGAUGUCUUUUGGGUCGAUAACAAGUUCCUCUCCAACGAGUGCGGCGGGAAUAACUGCCGGCGGAGAUCGCAAGAUGAUGGCGUCUAUUUGUUAUUGUUUAGCUAUCAUCAUAAUUAAUUUUGUUUGAAAUAUAAAUGGGAUCCUUGGAAUAAGACUAAAACUAACAUAUAUUUAG